GUGUAUCAUCUACAACCAGAGUAUAAAUUCUUUAUCAUGAGAAAACUUCCCUCCGUUCCAUCUCGCCAUUUCUCUUCAUCCAACAGGAGCUAUAAAUGAAGGGAAAAAAAACAGAUAGAGCGAAAGAAGAAAAAGGGGGGGAGAGAGGGAAAGAGAUAGCGAUCGUUUCCGUCUAUUUCAUGCCACAGAGCUAUCUUCGACCUCUUCUGGUGCGUUAUCUCUCCCUCCCUCCUUCCCUCCUCUGACACGGUCUCUGCAAAUGUCUUCUGUCUUUAUUGGCGGAAAAACGCCUCUUUUUUCAUCUCCAGAUCUGAGGUUCUUCUCCUCCUAGGAGAAACGUAUUAGAUCCUUUCAAUACAACGGCUGCAAGCGCUCUCUCUCACUUCCAAUAUUGAUUUCUACACAUCUCCUUCCCAAAUCUUGAAGAUUUUCAAUUUCUCUCAUAAAAUUUCCAAUAUUUUUAGUCCUAUUCUCGAAAUUCGAUCCGAUCUGCUGGUUUUCUUGGUGAUAUCUACGAUGGAAGUGAGGCAGAGGAUGACGCUGCUAGAUCAGAUGUCGGUUAUACACUCUUCCAACCUUCGCGACCUUCUUCGAGUAAGAGACGAAGAAGACCGAAAGCAGAAAAAAACGCUAACCCUAGGGUCUGUGCUCCAAGAAGCCUCCGAAAAGCGAGAACUUGCCACCACAGCCGUUACUACCCUAGGCUCUGUUCUGGGCUGCAGCAUCGGCAGCGUCAGCAAUGGCGAGGAGAAACGAGAGAUCGGCUCUGUUCUGGGCUGCAGCAGUAAUGGCGAGGAGAAGCGAGAAAUCGGCUCUGUUCUGGGCUGCAGCAUCGGCAGCGGCAGUAAUGGCGAGGAGAAGCGAGAGAUCUGCUCUGUUCUGGGCUGCAGCAUCGGCAGCGGCAGCAAUGGCGAGGAGAAGCGAGAUGUCGCUGCUGCUGCAGUUGUAGGCCGUACUCUGCUCGAUAUCAUUCGAGAAGAAGAAGGCGCCAGCACUGCUGCUGCUGUUGCUGCAGCAAACGCCGCUGAUGUUGAAAUCAACGGUAUAAACAGCAGCAACGCUGGCAGCAGGAUCAGCUGGAAGUCCUUAAAGGAUCGUCUCGGUCUUCGCCGUGCCAGCGCCGCUGCUGGUAGUAGCUCCAUCGUUUCCGUCCCGACGACGGAUCUUUCGAUCUACUCACCGGGUAGUUCUCCGGGUGAGAUUGCAAAUCCACCGCCGGAACGGACGGAGAACGAAUCACCUACGUCGAUGAACGGCAAUGAUGCUGUUACAGCGGGAGAAAACGCCGCCACCGCAGCGUCGUCGUCGUCGGAUCCUGUCCGUAUGGAUUUGGCCGCUGCGUUGGCGGCGGAGCGGCGAUUGAGGCCGGCAGAGAGCGCAGAUGCGGCGGCGGCCACACCUGGAAGGAUGUCAUUGAUGACGUUGCUGGAAGAGACGGACAGUCAGCCAUGGUCCGUCGCGGCUGACGGAGAAGCUGAAGCUGAGGGAGGAGAGCAUGUGUGCUGCGUGUGCAUGGUAAGAAACAAAGGAGCGGCUUUCAUACCGUGCGGUCACACGUUUUGCAGGGUUUGUUCGAGAGAGCUGUGGAUUAGCAGAGGUGAUUGCCCUCUCUGCAAUACCCAUAUCUUGGAAAUUCUUGAUAUUUUCUAAGUGAAAAUUGAUAUUCUGGAAAAAAAAAAAAAAAUGAAAAUUCUAGUUUUCAUUUUCUGAUGUAAAGAUUGAAAUAUAUGAUUUUACCAUUUCUA
Molecule: messenger RNA, 1745 nt
Organism: Magnolia sinica
Lineage: Eukaryota; Viridiplantae; Streptophyta; Magnoliopsida; Magnoliales; Magnoliaceae
Exons: 1
Coding region: 517-1650 (377 amino acids)
Source: RefSeq, a predicted model, not a curated record